AUGAGCAGCGCUGGCCGCGGCGAGGCUGCAGCGCCUCCACCUCCCCCGGCAUCGAGCUCCAACGAGGAGUUCGACGACGACGACAGCACCGACGACCUCCUCGACCCGAUCAGGGACGCGAACGCCCUGGCUGAAGCGGAGAAGGAAGCAGAGGAGGAGCGGGCGGCCCACGCGGCGUUCGACGCCGAGAUGGAACGCCGCAGGGAGGCGGCCGUCGCAGCCGCAGAGGACGACGACUCCAACAUAUCAUGGUCUUCCGAUGAUCCUGAUGCGCCUACCCUGGAGGAGAAGACGUCGGAGCAGAGGGCGUUAGUCGAGUCCUUCGAGACGCUCAAUGAUGACACCGCGAACGCGAUGUUGCGGCAAGUGCCUGCUAGAGGACGCAGCGGCUCACCGAGCCCUAGCGGCCGCACGGCAGGCGACAGAGAAGCAGACGAGGGAGAGACGCAACGACGGGGCCGGCCCUCAGGCAGCAAGUAG
Molecule: messenger RNA, 480 nt
Organism: Lolium perenne
Lineage: Eukaryota; Viridiplantae; Streptophyta; Magnoliopsida; Poales; Poaceae
Source: RefSeq, a predicted model, not a curated record